This is a messenger RNA of Aspergillus tubingensis, 1053 nucleotides long. Its product is annotated as vacuolar protein sorting-associated protein 26. The transcript is spliced from 5 exons. The record is from RefSeq and is a predicted model, not a curated record. The coding region runs from base 1 to 1053 and encodes 350 amino acids. Gene Ontology annotation, biological process: retrograde transport, endosome to Golgi; intracellular protein transport. NCBI's taxonomy places the organism in Eukaryota, Fungi, Ascomycota, Eurotiomycetes, Eurotiales, Aspergillaceae. Gene Ontology annotation, cellular component: retromer complex; endosome.
AUGACCUCCCUCUUCUUCUCCACUCCCGUCGAUAUCGAUGUGGUCCUCGAAGACAGCGAUGAGCGUCAGACGGUUGAUGUCAAGCUCGACAAGGGCCGUCGCGAGAGGGUCCCCCUCUACAUGGACGGAGAGUCUGUCAAGGGUGCUGUGACGGUCAGACCUAAGGAUGGAAAGCGUUUGGAACACACGGGCAUCAAAGUGCAAUUCAUUGGCACGAUCGAAAUGUUCUACGAUCGCGGUAACCAUUACGAAUUCCUGUCGCUGGUACAGGAGCUUGCGGCUCCCGGAGAACUGCAGCACCCCCAGACCUUCCCGUUCAACUUCAAGAAUAUCGAGAAGCAAUACGAAUCAUACAACGGUAUCAAUGUUAAGCUACGGUACUUUGUCCGCGUGACAGUAUCCAGGCGCAUGGCGGACGUGAUUCGGGAGAAGGACCUCUGGGUCUACUCCUACCGCAUGCCCCCCGAGACCAACAGCCCCAUCAAGAUGGACGUCGGUAUCGAAGACUGCCUGCACAUUGAAUUCGAGUACUCGAAAUCCAAGUACCACCUCAAGGAUGUCAUCGUAGGACGCAUCUACUUCCUGCUGGUGCGCUUGAAGAUCAAACACAUGGAGCUAUCCAUCAUCCGUCGUGAGACGACCGGAUCUCCGCCAAACCAAUAUAACGAAAGCGAGACGCUCGUGCGCUUCGAGAUCAUGGAUGGAUCACCUUCCCGAGGUGAAACCAUCCCCAUCCGUCUGUUCCUUGGAGGAUUCGACCUUACCCCAACAUUCCGCGACGUGAACAAGAAGUAUUCGACGCGCUACUACCUCAGCCUGGUACUUAUCGACGAAGACGCUCGUCGUUACUUCAAGCAAUCCGAAAUCGUCCUCUACCGUCAAGCUCCCGAGAUCGCCAUCACUCCUCAAAUCGCCCAGCAGCAACAGAUCCAACAACAGCAGCUCCUCCAACAGCAGCAGCAACAGCAACAGCUGCCCGCCGGUUCUGCGACGGCCGGCCCCGGACGAACUGACACCCAGCCUCAGUUCACUCAGCAAAUCCCUGCGGCUUAA